This is a messenger RNA of Daphnia magna, 1077 nucleotides long. Its product is annotated as CD63 antigen. The transcript is spliced from 5 exons. Gene Ontology annotation, cellular component: membrane. Lineage: Eukaryota; Metazoa; Arthropoda; Branchiopoda; Diplostraca; Daphniidae. The record is from RefSeq and is a predicted model, not a curated record. The coding region runs from base 324 to 1016 and encodes 230 amino acids.
UACAUUUCCUCAAAAGUUUUGACACACUAAAUUCUCCACCAGUAAAUUCUCUACUUGAACAACUCAUUUAGACAGGAAACACCAAAUCACAAAACAAAUCCAAUAUACUUAUUUGGCCUCCACCUCCUUCAUUUUUGCUACCAAACAAACACGAAGGCCUGUUCGAAGACUGGAACUGUUAAACUUCGGCUAUUUGCGCGCCAAAAGAGACCUUUUGGCUGUUCUCAGAACAGGCUUACGGCUAGAAAACGUCUACAGAUAUUAAGACGAGAAAAAGAAGAAGAGAUGUUUUUCACAAGAGUGCCACAGCUAAAGCGAUCAACAUGGAGCCUGGAAGAUGCACCUUCGGUUGUGCAAUUUUACAUUUGUUUAUAAAUGUGCUGCUACUGAUUCUCGGAAUGUGCUUACUUGGAUUUGGACUAGCUGAAGAAACCACCCAACUCAGCGCAUUAAUAUCAGAAGAAACGAGAAUUGGGAGUGUGGCUGUUGUCAUCGGAGUCAUACUGAUCGUUGUGACCACGCUUAACUGCUGCUUUACUAUUGAUGGAAGUUCCGUUUUUUAUUACAUUUAUGCAGGUUUCCUGGUAUUGCUGUUCACUGCCAUGGUGGCACUUCUGAUCAAAUACGGUCUUGAUUGUGGGACUAAAGUACGAAAUGACAUUCGAGCAUCGAUGCGCCAGAUGAUGCAUUACGAUCCCGAUAGCCCAGGAAAAACCAGAAUGGAUUUCAUUCAACAGAUGUUCCAAUGUUGCGGCAUUGAUAGCUACAGAGAUUGGUACAACGUGACGGAAAACCCUUACAUACCUGAAUCAUGUUGCAUUAAACCUGAAUGUGAUACUUUCAACCUACAGAAUAUAUAUCGUGAGGAUUGUGUGACAAACAUGAUGAAAUCCGUCAAUGUGCUUUUCACAAGAAUUACAGCAAUCGGAAUUACAAUUACCAUAUUUUUACCUAUUCAAAUUACCAUCGUCAUUUUUAUAAUACGCUGUGUGAAGUACGAUCCGGUUUUUCAAUAGUUGCUAAAAAGAAAAAGUAGUUUCAGAAUAAAAGUUUCAUUGUGGAAAAAAAAAAAAAAAA